AUGAAGCAGCUGAACGCACUAUCAGAGUUGGAGAGCUUGGAAUGGCCACAUUUCCUGUGCUUGCCCAAGGCGCUGCGGAUUGGCAGCUGUCACUCAAUGGACUGGUCUCGCCAGGCGUUCAGGGCGGAGAGCUACGCGAUCGGCACGGCCGGCGCCGAGAUGCCGAGCGUCGCACAUGACGAGUUUGACGGCGAGAUGAAGAAGACCGCGACAGGUCACGCGAAGUCGAUGUCAGACAGCUCGGAGCACGACGAGUCGCCGUCCGAGUCGGAGAUGACCGUCAUCCGCAGGCGCUUCGCCUCGUCGUCCGUCCGCAAGCACAGGCUCGAGACGAAGGCCAGUUUCGCGAGCCAACACGGCGACUCGUCCGACUCGGACGCCGAUGGCGGCAACAUAUUCGAAAAGAUCAUUGGCUCGUUCGGUCACAUGUUCUCGAGCGACAGCAGUGGCGGCGAGGCGUCGGAGUCGGAGACUGAGGCGGGCAGCAAGACGACGGAGGGUCAGCCUAGAGACGAGGCGGGCGAGGCGAUCGAUGAGACAAAGCCAGUGUUUUUGAAGAAGGGAGAGGCGAGCAUUGAGGAAGACGACAAAGAUGAGAUAGAUGCUUCGAUGGCAGCUGUUGACAUGGCAACCUACUUCCUGGUUGACUCACGCGACAGCCUCCAGCUAAAUGUCACCCCAACUCUCAUAUUGCUGCUUCAAGAAUUGUUAGAGGCAUUAUCUGAAAGACCUGAUGCAGAGGUGAAGUCUAACAAGAAACCCCCAUCUCUUACAGUCCUAAACAAGCUGGGAGUCGAGACGGAUGUGCAGGUGAGAGGAGACGAGGAGACAGCCGGUGAUGUCUGCGUGCUGCAAGGCACCGAGUAUGACAAUGCCCCUGACCUAAUGGACCUCAAUCCAGAGACAGAGCUUAUUAAAGCUGAGGAAGCAGAGGAGAAGGUGGAUUAUGGUCUGGACAGUGAGGACCCGAGCUACUACGAUUACAUGAGCAACCUCAGCAGUGCCGCGAUGGUCAGCCACGCCUUCUCCUUCGACAGCGACGACAUGCAACCUUUCGCUUCUUGCUCAACCCGCAAGGUGGCGCUACGGGUGAAUGGGUUUGAGGCUGUCGACUGGCAGCUGCCGCGGCGAGCGGGGACGCACAUGCUGGUGAUGUCGCCGAAGCAGGGCGACAUCUUGUACAGCGUGCUCGCCACGCUGGACGUCACGCACGGCAACCGCACUGUCACGCUCAGGUCACCGCUGCAGGUGCACAACUGCACGAGCUACGCUGUGAACGUCUACUGCAAGGUGAGUGAGCUUGCCAACCACCAGCGUCCGGCGGGUCUGGACGAGGGCAGCGUCGGCGAGUACGGCCUGCUGACGAUGCUCGCGCCGGGCCAGCUCUACGACGUGCCCCUCUACGUCGCCUACCACUGCAGCCUCUACAUGAAGCCAGCCCACCUCGAUUACGAGAUGAGCUACAAUGGCAUCUGGUGGAGCGACCUUGCAGGUGCCAAGGACAGGUCCACAUAUCUCGCCUGUCUGGCGACACAGUGGGAGAACCGUAAUUUCCUUAUCAAGGUCGUCUGCAAUGAUGGGGUAACCGUGCGGUUGCCGGGAAACCUGGGUAAACAAGUGCCAAACUAUAUGUUGAAGCUGCAUGCUCCAGUAGUAUUGCACAACUAUCUUCCACACCAUCUGAGGUACUCGCUGGAGGCAAAAGCGUACAAGGACAAUGUCAAGUGUGAGUUUGAUGUUGACCUUGAUGCUGGUCAGAAGAAGGCAUUACACAACAUUGACAUGCUGAGUGCAGAAUCUCACCAGCUCUACCUGGAGGCACCAAAUUACUUGAACAUGCACUGGACCGGAGUGCUGGAUCUCUCUACGAGCAUGGACGAGAUGCGCGGUGUCAAUAUGACACCGGAGUUUGAAGCAGACACCGGCACGAGCAAGCAGUUUACGAUCGGUGUGCACACCAUCAACACAGGUGGCCUGGAGAUCUACCUGUAUGCCCCCUACUGGCUGGUGAACAAAACCAGCCUGCCUCUGCAAUUCAGGGGUUCGGGCUCUGAGGUCGUGUAUGAGAACCUGACGUCACAUGACCCCCUGCUAUUCAGGUUUAAGAAGCACAGAAGGAAAAAGGUUAAAGUGCGUGUGUACAACUCGCGGUGGUCACAUUCGUUCUCGCUGGACACUGUAGGCAGCACGGGCAUGGUCAUCUGCGCUGACCGUGAGCGAGAGCGCAAGUACCGGUUCCUUGUGCAAAUCCAGCUGUCGAAGCUAAACCUAACGAAGAUCGUCACCAUCCUGCCAUUCUUCCUGAUAGUGAACAACACGCCGACACCACUGCGUUACAUGGAACACAACGAAAACGCUGAUCUUUGGAUGGACAUCGCUCCCAGCCAGUGUUGCCCCUUCUGGCCGGAUACGGACUCGAUGAGGAUGUAUGUGGCACAGCACCAGAGCCUGGCCUGCUCCCAGGGCUUCGUCGUUAACCAGCAGCACUCUACCGUGCUUCGCAUGAGCAGCGGGGGGGCGCUGAGGGUGGAUGUGUCGGGAGGUACGGAGUCGCCAAUGACUGUAUCGUUUGCACCAUAUCAACAUGGAGACGCACCUAUUCUCAUACAGAAUGUAUGCGAUGACAUCUUCAUCAGAUUCAACCAGAAGUGCCAAGGCCAGGUGACCCUGCUGAAGCCCAAUCAACAGGUACUGUACACCUGGGAUGAUCCAGCAUCAGAGAGGACGAUCAUCUGGAAUGUAUACAACCGCAAGAAGCCUGGCUAUCCUGCCUUUGUAAACAAGGAUGGACAUGGUGAGGUCAGGAUGCACAUCCAGUCUGUCAAGUUCCGAGCACCGAAUGGUUCUGUCAGCAAGGAACCAGUGAUGAGCAGUUCAACUGAUGAGGAUGAUAGCGAGCAGGAAGUAAUUCCACUGUCAGAGCUGCGUAAGAAGAUGCGAACAGACAAGGUGAUCGUCUACUGGGUGUCGUUCCUAGAUGGACCGCAGAGAGUGCUGCUGCUAACCCAGGAUGAACGCGUUGCCCGGGAGGCCAGGCGGUUGUGUGAAAGCGAGAAGUCCAACUGGGAGCUGUUUCUCUCACUUGGCAACGUCUCGAUGUCUCUCAUCAACAGCUCUUAUGAAGAAGUGGCUCUUCUCAGUUGCAUAGGUUCAUCCGCCAAGUGGCAGGUUGAGAUCAAUGGCAAGUGGAAGACCCUGAAUGUAGAGCUGUCACUCUGGUUGGAGGACAAAUGGAGGGCCUACCAGUCCAGUGCUGAGCUCAAAGACUACAUAGAGGUGGACUUCAGCCGCAUGCAAAUGGUGAAGCCAUUCUUUGGGCAGCUGUGUCGCACCUACAGUCCUGCUGUGUUCUUCACCUGCCGGAAGUCGGAGCACCAAACAUGCAUCGGAGCUACGCUGCACCGUCUGCAGAUUGACAAUCAGCUGAAUGAUGCCGUGUUCACGACAGUCCUGAGCCCUAUACUGAACAAGCAGUAUGUGGCCAAGCAGGGUGGAAGUGGCCCAUUCCUCGAAUUCACCAUGUUGUCUAGGAAGCUUCCUGAAAAUAAUGGCAUGUCUGUACAAUACCUGAAAGCACUUGUGAAGGAUUUCAGUCUGAAACUGGACAAAGGCUUCCUGCUCUCAGUCUGGCACAUUUUCUCCCCUUGGCAGACACCAAAGAGUGAGACGCUGCAGCUGCAGAGUGACCUAAAUGACAUUCACGCUCAGCUGAAGGAUGUCGCCAGCCAGCAGGUGGCAGCACAGAAGCCAUGCAUCGUGUUCGAGUAUGUUCACUUGUCGCCGCUCAAGUUCGAAGUGAGUCUGUCGCUGCGCGGCAUCGUGCACCAGGAGCAGGGUGAGUCGGACGGACUCGUGUCGUCUCACGUCGACUUCUUCCUCGGGUCUGUCGGCGCCACCAUCCUCGACAUCAAAGACGUAGAGAUGAAGUGGUUGCCCAUCACGUUCGCUUUAGCAGAACGACGUUAG
This is a messenger RNA of Priapulus caudatus, 3966 nucleotides long. RefSeq names its product vacuolar protein sorting-associated protein 13C-like. The transcript has 28 exons. Gene Ontology annotation, cellular component: extrinsic component of membrane. Lineage: Eukaryota; Metazoa; Priapulida; Priapulimorpha; Priapulimorphida; Priapulidae. Bases 1 to 3966 code for a protein of 1321 amino acids. The record is from RefSeq and is a predicted model, not a curated record. Gene Ontology annotation, biological process: protein retention in Golgi apparatus; protein targeting to vacuole.